GCAUUCUGCUCUUGCCCGGUCAUCUCCCUCCAGGUCCAACGGUGCGUUGCUCUUGUCUGCACGCAGUGUCGAGGCUCCAGCGUCGUCAGCGCUUCGCUGGAAAAACGGGCUUCUACCCGCAGCUCCUGCCAUUUCUCCAGCGCCGGGUUUGGCUGAACAAGAUCUUCAGAAGGCCAUAUCACCACCCUCACACGACCUCGACACGCAUCGCCCAUCAUGGCCUCCGCGGCAGUGGCAAGCUCUAUGGCGCCAGAGAAAAGCUGUCAAGAGCCCGUAGCAGGGCCAUCGACCCCGCCUCCAGCACAUCCAUAUGCCGCGACAGCCGCAUCAUCGCCAUCUCUGCUGGCAUAUUCAGCGAACAACUGCACCAAUCCCAGCGGCUUUCGGUUCGACGACUCGCACUUGUCACUGAGCGUUGCCUCAGCUAAAAACAUCAUCUUCACGCCCGAGAACCCUCCGCUCAGGUCUUUGACACCUCGACAGAGGGAAAAGUCCGCACUUCGCGGCCCAGAAAGCCGGGCCUCCAGCCUGGCAGCUGUAUCGCCACAUUCGAGUUUUGCGGGCCAGUCCUCACAUCAUUUAUCAGAGAUUCAUGCCGAAAGUCUUCCCACACUCACCUUCCGAAGAGGAAAUGAUGUGGCAGGCACCCUGUCCAUUUCAGAAAAAGCGCCGAUACCACGCAGCCGCGCGUUAGGCGUCACAAUAUCACAUACAGCCCGCCCUCACCCCAAGGUGAUCCCAAACCAAGAGCCCCUGUCGCGCUAUACUAUCCAACUAGCGCAAGAGAAACGUCUCGGACGGAGAGCGCAGUCGGAGAGGGUCCGUUCUGGCACGGUCAAAGACUUGUCUGCGUCCACACACAGCCUGCCGGGCGAUUACUCACAGCAGCGUCAACCAACCGCCUCUUCGCAGCUGUCCAGUCCGACUUCGACAGCGUCGUCAAGCGCAAGAGCUGCUGCUGCACCCAAGUCUUCCGCAUGGGGUGCACCGCGAUCGUGGGCCGAACUCACAUCGCGCGGGGGGAGAGCAGGCGGCGGCGUCGGAGCCAGAUUGGGCAACAGCUCGUCGGCGCUCAACGACGGCGUCAAUCCAGGUGCUUGCGCCGGGACCGUGACGGGUGCAAAUACACCAGCGUGCUCCAUUGCGUCGGCCGUCGCGUCGUCUAUCGUGACUGAAACGACGCCCAACACGAACGCGAACUCGCAGGCGAGCAGCGCGGUCACCAGUCCCGUGCUUAUGUCCGCGUCGGCCAUGCUCGUGCCGCCGCUAUCGAUCCACGAGCCACAGGCUGGCGGCGCGAAUCGUGCACCGGGCGGCGCUCACAACGUCAGGCAGAAGAUGGGGCUGGAAGCUGCGCUUGUGGAGAGUCACCUGCAGUUCAGAGCGCCGGUCACCCUCCCGAGGGGUUUGGUGAACACCGGCAAUCUCUGCUUUGCCAAUUCGAUCCUCCAAGCUUUAGUCUUCUGCGCUCCAUUCUACAACCUCCUUAUUACCAUUGGCAAAGAGCUGCCGCACGAUUUUGCCAAUCGCACCCCCCUGAUUGAUGCAACGAUCCAAUUCGUCAGAGAAUUUCCUGUCAUUGGCAGUGUCGACAGUACGGCGCAGGAGCUGGUAUCAGCAUCCGAGCCAUUCGCACCAGAAUAUAUCUACGAAGCCAUGCGUCUGAAGAAGCGCUUUGAUGCUAUGCGGCGAGGGCACCAGGAAGAUGCGGAAGAGUUCCUCGGAUUCUUCCUUGAUUCCUUGCAUGAGGAGCUGCUGUACGCUAUCCAGAGAGCCAACGCCAAGCUUGCGGCCAAUGGCAUCCUCAGCAAGAUGUCGGUCGCAGAAAAGACACUGAAUGGGCUCAGCGGCUUUAGUGACGAGCAACUGGCCGACAUGGGUCUCGGGCUAGCAUCGAGGGAUGAUGCCAGCAGCGACAUCAGCGAGCGCGAAGUGGUCCGCCCCGUCAGUCCGUCCGAGGAAGGGUGGAUGGAAGUCGGCCAGAAAGGCAAGACGAGCUUUACGCGCACGACCUCAACGAGCGACUCACCGAUCACGCACAUCUUCGGCGGGAAACUCCGCUCGGUGCUUCGCACGCCUGGAGCUAAGGACAGCGUCACGCUCGAGCCGUACCAACCGCUGCAGCUGGACAUCCAGCCGGCGCGCGUGCACACGAUCGAGGAUGCAUUGCGCAACUUGACUGAGCCCGAGACGAUCCCUGGGGUGUACUCACCUAGUCGCGAUGCGAUCGUCGACGCCACGAAGCAGGUUUUCAUCGAGAGCUUGCCGCCGGUGCUGGUGCUGCACCUCAAGCGGUUCGUGUAUGAUGAGAUUGGAGGGGUGCAGAAGGACAGCAAGGAAAUUGGGUAUGACACAGUGCUGGAUGUUGCUUCCGAGGUAAUCAGUCCUACACGCAGGGCUGAUACUAUCACGCGAUAUAGGCUCUUUGGAGUUGUCUACCAUCACGGUCGCUACGCAACCGGCGGGCAUUACACUGUCGACGUUCUGCGCCAGGAUUCGCAACAGUGGGUCCACAUCGACGACACGAACAUCUCGCCGAUCCAGGUGGACCAGGUGCGGCGCGUCAAGCAGCGUGACUCGAACGAUUUUGUGCAACGUGGACCGAGCAGCGCGUCUGGCCAUGAAGGACUGGCGUAUUUGCUUUUCUACAAGCGUGAGGAGUUGGCGGAGAGCGCGACAGUGCGCGAAGGGGACGCGUUGCGAAACCCGGCCAAGGUCAACGGGCAUGGGCAUAUGUACACGAAGCCUUCUUUUAAGCAAGCCGCUAAGGCUUUUGCGCCGAAACAAGCGACUCAGAGUCCCAAGGCCGCGCCAGUAACUCCAGCUGAUGUCGCUUUCGGGCCUACUCUCUCCGCCACCGCCGUUCCUGGCGCAAAACCGCGGCCGCCAGGUGCGCCGCCACCGAAAAAGGGAGCACCAAGAUCGAAAGUCAAGGUGCAAUCCUGAUGUCAUCAGCAUAACACCGUGCCGCGGAUUGUUGCAUGUCUCUAGAUCAUGCUCGCCGCCAGCAUUCGGCCUUUCAGAGAUUUUCCAAUUCCCACGCUUAUUACUACACAUCGUACGGAGCUCACCCCUGCAUUCCAUCGAAUGCUGUCUUAGAAUCAAUCGAAUUCUGCAGUUCAUACAUUUUUUCGAAGCCCGGAGGGGGGAUUCUUACAAAGCGCAUUGAAAUG
Tilletiaria anomala UBC 951 is the source of this 3173-nucleotide messenger RNA. RefSeq names its product cysteine proteinase. The coding region runs from base 217 to 2946 and encodes 909 amino acids. Gene Ontology annotation, cellular component: nucleus; cytosol. The record is from RefSeq and is a predicted model, not a curated record. Gene Ontology annotation, biological process: protein deubiquitination. Gene Ontology annotation, molecular function: cysteine-type deubiquitinase activity; cysteine-type endopeptidase activity. NCBI's taxonomy places the organism in Eukaryota, Fungi, Basidiomycota, Exobasidiomycetes, Georgefischeriales, Tilletiariaceae. The transcript is spliced from 5 exons.